CUUAAGCCUACGAUCCCUUCAAUUGACACCCUGGCUACCUCUUUGCCUCUGCAAGUCACCACUUACACCUCUCCUCAAACCAACAAGGUAGAGGGACUUCCUGCAACACCGCCCCCUCCCGCUCUACCACUGCAAGUAGAGCCCCUCCCUGUGACCCCAGAACCCACAACAAUAACUGUCCCAGUGCAUUGUAGGUCUUCACCCAGCGACAUGUUGUCUUCACCCCAGAGUGUUCCGGCCUCUUUGGAGGUUUCCAUAUCAGAAUUCUCCAUGUCCCUUAAUGAGCAUUCCACAGACUCCCUGUGUGGAGUUGCUGGGAGGAUUAGCCCACAAGUCCCUGUUGUGAGUGCGGUGUGCAACAGUCCGUCACCACUGCCAGUCAGUGGGACAGAAGCUCCGAUGCAGCAGCUCGUCUCUCAUCCAGUGCCUGAAGGCCUUCAGCCAGAGGCUCCGCAGGCCAAUGCCUCAGCUCAGCAACAGAUUCCACACAGCAAAACGGCAGUCCACCCAAUAGCCAAUAGCAUUGAAGUGUUUGGCCCCAGACCCCAAAGCCUUCAGGUCUUAGAGAUUCAACGCCACAGUGAAUGUGCCCCGGCCUCUCAAACCGAAACACCACAAGAGUCAAAGACACAGGUAUGAGGCAAUAUUUGUAGACCUUGAAAUAAAUAUACUAUUAAAGGAAGUAAGGAAUUCGUCUCCUUUGCAACAUUAAAUUCAGUGUAAUUGACUUUCGAGUUACUUUAAAUGUAAUCAUACAAACUAAUAUAUUUUGUGUUCUGAACUAACUCCUGUUCUCCCCCACAGAUGGCUCUUCUUCAAUCAUUCGAGACAGAAGAGCCACUCACACAGGCGAUGCGCCGACACAGGAUUCAACUGCAACUGUGUUCAGACCACAAAGCAGUUCUGAGUCCACAGUCACAGUGUCCAUUUGUGACAUUAGAGGAUGCAGUGAGGCACCUACUGCCAUUCCAUACAUGUGCAGGGAGGUUGCCCAGUCAAAGAGACUUCUCCUCAGUUGAUGAACAGUUUGAAGCUGCAUCAGUAUUUCUCUUCAAUCGCACCAAGGACAUGCAGAACAAAUACAGGCAGCUGUUACUGGCCGAAGCUCAGCAAGAAAGCCCAUCAGCAGAGAUGGUGAUGCUGGAGAGACUGUUCCUGCAAUCAGAGAGGUUCGCACUGGGAGAGGAGAGGCGCAAAGCACGCAGAGAUCCAGGUGACUCACUACAGAGCUAACUUCAGCCAUUCAAUCCCCUUUCUGUUUUCAUGAAAUUAUUAAAUAUGUAUUUAUUUAUUGGUUCUUUUUUUUCCAGGAUGGCCUCUUAUCUUUUAUGAGAGUCCGAGUCCAAAUACAUUUUUAUUCCAAUUAAAAUUAGAAUUGUUUGUCUUGUUUUGAGGUUGACUGAGUCUACAAAAUCUUUCUCUUUUUCAUGGCCCAGAAUCUUUCCUCAUGUCCCUGAAAAAGAGCUCUCCUCAUAACAUGGCCUCCUCUACCCCAGUGGGCCGUGGGGCAUUGGUCAGUCCCUCAUCUCCUCCGGCGUGGGCACUACAGUCAGAUCGGCCCCCGGGCCUGAAGACAUACCAAUCCAGCAGCCGGGGGACACUACGGCUCACCAUCAAACAUGAGUCAGGCUUACGUAAAGUGGUACACAACUCUGCGUGUGAGCCCAGAAAUCCUGCCCCCUCUGGACACAAGAGGCACUACAGCCGGCAGCUGGUCAAUGGAGGCAACAAACCCAGAGAGGAAGGUUCUGUAGGACACUCAAGGACCUUCGUCUCGGGAGCCGUGCCACAAGAGAGCUCAAAUGGACUCCAGUGCUCUCUCUCAACCCAGGAGGUCCCGUCAGGGCCUCCGCACUCAAACAGUGCCUCAUUGGUACGGACAGCACUAGAGCCGCAGCCAGAGGAGCCCCCCCACAAAAAGCACGUCGAUCUCAAUCCUCUUGGCUCCAGUGUUACUCCACCGCACCCAGAGCCACGCGGAUCAGUGCACAAACUGAACCGGCUGAAGUCUCCGACCGCAGAGAGCCCCGGUCCUGCUCCUCUGCCUCCUGCUCUCCAUGUCCCAUCUCUGCAGGAAGACAGCGCGUUGAGUGAGCAUCUGCAGAGUGCCAUCGACAGCAUUUUGGAACUGCAGAGGCUACAGGGGUCUAGCCUGGGGCAGGCAAGCCUGGGGCAGGUGCGAAUCCCACAGGGGCCAGGCCUAGAACAGCCCAUUGGCGGUAUGCUACAGGGCUGACUCUGAAAGCGAGCCCCAGGCCAGAUAUCUAUGAGAAGUAUCCUCAGGGAAGUAUACUACACUAGGGUCAUGCUUCCCUUGAAUAUUCCCUGUGGCUGUUCUGUAUGAGGCAAAAUGUAAGACUUUUCCAAAUCAGCACUUCCACUGUUUUGUGAGCUCGGAUCAAGUGCCCCCUCCAAGGACAGUGGGAGCCAGCAUGAGUAUGGCCCAGCCGUACCUGCCUGUCCCACGGCAACGCUUCUUUCAUUUCAUCAAUCUUUCAAAAGGUUCUGAACAAGAUAAACUACCGUUUCAAAAAUAGUAGCUAAAAUUUGUUUUGGUCAUGGUUUUAAAAAGAGCAAAGCAUUAUACCAGUAUAUUUGCAAGUAGCUGUUAUAGGAUAAAUAGACUGAUAUCAAUUUGUUUGAUAGGUUUCAUUUAAAGAGUUACUGCAGUAAAUGAUGUACUAUUAUUUCUUGAGUGUUAAGUAAGAAAAGCAAUGUGCAUUUUGAGACAUUUGUGCCAACCGUGAAAAAGCCUAGCUCUGUCUUGAAUGACAGCCUAAUUUGCAUUUGCAGAGUGCCUGUGUGUUUCCAUUUCCAUGUGCUUUCUUGUGUGUGUGUGUGUGUGUGUGUGUGUGUGUGUGUGUGCGCAAGGGUGUUCAUGUGUUCCUUUUU
Molecule: messenger RNA, 2892 nt
Organism: Clupea harengus (Atlantic herring)
Lineage: Eukaryota; Metazoa; Chordata; Actinopteri; Clupeiformes; Clupeidae
Product: BRD4-interacting chromatin-remodeling complex-associated protein-like
Exons: 5
Coding region: 1448-2236 (262 amino acids)
Biological process (GO): positive regulation of DNA-templated transcription
Cellular component (GO): SWI/SNF complex
Source: RefSeq, a predicted model, not a curated record